AUGUCCCUCCCUCGGACUCAACCGCCGGGUCAAAACAGAUACCCAUCACAUCCUAAUCCUCCUCUACCCCAUUAUCCUCCUUAUGUAAGGACGGACAUACCUCAACAACCGGUAUUCUCGCCAUCUGAAGAAAUUCGUAUGCAGACAUCACAACAACAACAUGUCGCACAUUCCUUUUCACACUACCCUCCGCCCCCGCUUGAUAAACGUCGUUAUCUUGCCUAUAACGGAACGGAGAUCAAACAUGCUGCUGGAAGGAGGUCUGAAGGUGAUGAUCAGGUGGUCGGAAAGAAGCGUCAUAGAGAAGAAUCAGAAGCAGGUCCAUCUUCAGCUAAGAAAUCCCCAUCAACACCUUCAGGUAGACCUCCUCUCGAUGGUAACAAUCGCCCAAAGGCGGCUUCCAGUCAUAGUGGUGCCGCUGCAGAUUCACCAAAUUCCACCAUGCCAGCUGUUUUGAUAAGGGAAAAGAAACAGAAGGCAUGCGCAAAUUGCAGAAGGGCGAAAUUGAAAUGUAUCGUCGAACCUGGAGAGGCGGAUUGUGUCAGAUGUCGAGCCAGACAAGAGAAAUGUAUUUUUUACCCAAGAACUCAUGACGACGAUUGGCAGCAGAUCGUCACGACGGAUUGCUAUAAUGCUAUUCGGCACGUGUCACAUCUUUCUGCUGCCGUACAUCAUCUUUUACACCACUUGACAGCGAGAAACCUCAUUCCACCAUUCUAUCUUCCCAAUGGUGAACGAUUAGAGAGGUUCGAUCCUCCUGAAAGGGAUAUGGCCCUGUUGCAAGGUUGGGGAGCUGAAAGAAAUCGAGAUCUCGGAGCGGAGGAUAAUCGAAAACGGUCCAAGAGACGAAUGAGUAAGUUGGAAGAUGGAGAAGAUGAUCAAUGGCUAGACGGUGAAUCUCGAAGAGGCGGAGAAAAUGGAAUCAAACAAUCACUCAACACCAAUGGAGGUUCACAGUUCAUGUAUCCUUCCUCGGGAGAAUCGCAUCGUCAUAACAGUAUCUCGGGUGAGCGCUUUCCUCCCAGUGGUUGGGGAACGCCUCAACAAACACCUUCUUUGCCAAAUCGGCAGUCCGCUCCUCUACUUCCUCCUUUCCGCGCUUUGAAUCAUCCCGGGGCCAUACAGCUCACUCCGGCGUCAGAACUGGAUAUCCCUCAACCCUUCCCUUCGGGUCAACUUCCCCCUCCGAACGGGAGUGUCUCUGCGCCCUCGGUACCCCCUUCGGCUCAGAUCCAACAUGUGUCCCUCACCGCACAAGAUGUUUCUCCCGGUUCGAUCGUACAAAAUGUUACGCCCAGUAGCAUGACAUCGUCGUCACCUAUUCGGCAUACUUCAGGAUAUACCGAUAACCCACCACAUCAAGGGUAUUCUUCAAUGACUAUCACCACGGCCCUUCAGCCUCCGCCAAGGGAUGAGACAGGUAACGAAAUCGUACUUGGCUCUGAAGAUCCUCGACCGAAUGUCAUCACCAAGCUCAUCGUUCCGCCUCGUGACGCUUGGACACUUGUGGCGUACUUCCAUGCUAAUAUGUCGCCUCUGUUAUUCGGCUACCAGCUCGAGCUGGGCCAAUUCCCAUAUCUUCCUGAAGGGCCCAGAGUCAUCACUCCGCUUAUCCUUGGCGUCAUGUGUCUGCUCGCUUCCGAGCGGAUACCCAAAUUGUUCCAAUAUCACACCAAUUUAGCAGACGAGGUCAAGGAUCUCCUUCUGAAGUCACCCGCCGAAAGCUGGCAGGAUCUCGCCAGCGCCACUAAGGUCAUCGACGAUAAGGAUGAAGACCAGCUGGAUCCUGAACUGGGUAUAGGUCCGGAGGAGAUUGUGGCGGCCUGUGUACUUGCCACGUGGAUGAGUGAACGACCCGAAGCUGCGACCAUUGCUGCUUCUGCAUUCAAAUGGGCACGUGGAUGGAUCAAGUUGUUGAACGGUUCUCCAAGAUAUACCAUCGCCGCUGCGACAGGUAUUGUUCCGGAAGAACGCAAAGCUUCAAAUCAUGAUAUGGCUCGUAUCUGGCUUCUUUGUUAUAUUGUCGACGGGACAGAAGCUCUGCAACGUAAUGCUCCGCCAUCAGGUCGUGAUCCACUACGAUAUUGUGAAAUUCUCAUACCUGCUGACCCUCGACCUCGAGUGCGAUACGAUCCUCACGACAUUCUCCUCACUCUCCACGCACGCCUCAUCGAUACACUCAGGGAAUGGUAUAUCCGUCGAGCAGACAUUCAUAAUUCCGGUCACGGACCAGAAAGGCAAUAUAGUUUACUGUGUCGAUUGGGUGACUCCACUGCUGCCCAGUUGAACUUGUGGAAAGAAUCUUUAGACCAGAUGGGUCUUGAUGGAAUGUGGACAAGACAAAUACACGUGUUUUACGGAUUCGCCAGAGUACUUGUGAAUGCCAAUGUGGCUCAAUUACCGGAUCGUGACUUGUUAAGGAGGAGAAACCAUUAUGCCAUCGGAGUGGACUCGGCUUUGCUCAUGUUGGAGGGUUGUUUGCAGUGGAAGGCAUAUGAACUUUCACAUUUACCUCCGUUCCAUCUUUACAUGAUCACCGUAGCGUGUUCUUUCUUGGUUGAGUCGGUGAGAGAUACUCAAAAUUGGAGUCGAGAGGGAGAUAUAAUGCCUAUUGAGGGGCGUGAUAUGGUACAUCCUAUUCGCGCACUGAGCGCUUUGCUUUUACAUUCCGACCUUCACCAGGGUCAUGUCGCUAAAGUCACCGCGGCAGCCUUGGCCCGAUAUGCCAAAGAGAUCGAGGCGAUGUGCUGA
Molecule: messenger RNA, 2751 nt
Organism: Tremella mesenterica DSM 1558
Lineage: Eukaryota; Fungi; Basidiomycota; Tremellomycetes; Tremellales; Tremellaceae
Exons: 7
Coding region: 1-2751 (916 amino acids)
Biological process (GO): regulation of DNA-templated transcription
Molecular function (GO): zinc ion binding; DNA-binding transcription factor activity, RNA polymerase II-specific
Source: RefSeq, a predicted model, not a curated record